Messenger RNA from Priceomyces carsonii, 1038 nucleotides. RefSeq names its product zinc-binding dehydrogenase. Lineage: Eukaryota; Fungi; Ascomycota; Pichiomycetes; Serinales; Debaryomycetaceae. The record is from RefSeq and is a predicted model, not a curated record. The coding region runs from base 1 to 1038 and encodes 345 amino acids. The transcript has a single exon. Gene Ontology annotation, molecular function: oxidoreductase activity.
AUGACAAUACCAGAUACUCAAUUAGCUUACGGGUUUAAAUUCGGAAAGAAAACUAUUCAAAAGUAUGACAAUUGGCCCGUUUUACGACCUGGAGCAGGAGAAGUACUUGUUAAAGUGGAAGCUGCUGGCUUGUGCCAAAGCGACCUUCAUAUUUUAUAUGCCCAAGAGAAACAUGUCCCGAAAGAGUUUGUGAUGGGACAUGAAAUAGCGGGUCAAAUUGUUGAAGUAGGUAAAGAGGGCGUUCCUAACCAAUACAAAGUUGGACUUCGAGUUGCAGUCUCUAUUGCAAAUUAUUGUGGAAUCUGUGAAAAUUGUCGUUCUGGCGCAGAUAAUAACUGCUUGAAUUCUAGGACAGCAUACGGAUUGAGUAUGAAUGGAGGAUUCCAACAAUAUUUAUUGGUCAAAAAUCUAAAAGGUUUGAUACCUAUUCCAGAAAACGUCUCAUAUGAAGAUGCUGCUGUUGCAUCAGAUGCAGUCCUUACACCAUUUCAUGCUAUCCAAAACGCUAGAGAGGGCCUUUUACCCACGUCAAAAGUUUUGGUGGUGGGCCUUGGUGGUUUGGGACUUAAUGCUAUUCAGAUUCUCCAUAAUUUUGGAUGCCAUAUAGUGGCUGUUGAUGUUAAAAAGGAUUCUGAAGAUCUUGCUAAAAAAUUUGGAGCUGCAGAAUUCUACCAGGAUCUAACGCUCUCAAAUCAUCCUAAAGAAUCAUUUGAUGUCUGCUUCGAUUUUUGUGGUCUUCAGGAAACAUUCGAUCUUUGUGAGGCAUAUACCAAACAAAGAGGAAUAAUACUGCCUGUUGGAUUGGGAAGGUACAAACUUACCGUGCGUCAUUAUGAGCUAGCAAGAAGAGAAAUCAAAAUACUUUAUUCUUUUGGAGGCACAACACUGGAGUCUGUAGAGUGUAUGAAAUGGAUCUCAGAGGGAAGAAUUAAGCCAGUUACAACGUCAGUACCUAUGGAGGAGUUACCUAACUAUCUUCUCAAAUUAGCCAAGGGGGUUAUCAGAGGAAGAGUCGUAUUCCAACCACCAAAGCUCUAG